AUGGGAGAAUUCAAAGUCGGUCUGUGCGGAUGCUUCUCCAACAUGGGGUUGUGCUGUUAUGCCAACUGCCUUGCACCUUUAACAGUCGGAAAGAUUGCUGAAUCAUUCGGGGAAAAACAACCAGUUCUGUGGGCAAUGGCUGCCGGUUUCGUUCCAUGCAUUGGUCUCGGUCUUCUCAGAACCAGAGUUCGUGAACGGGAUGGCAUCGACGGAGGUUUCAUGGGCGACUGUUGCACAUCCUUGUUGUUCCAGCCAUGCGUUCUCAAUCAACUUGCAGGCCACACGUGUGCACUGGACCCAAUCCUCCCUCAAGAACACAAUAUGCAACGAGUCGCUCCAGAUCAAAGUUAA
Molecule: messenger RNA, 351 nt
Organism: Styela clava
Lineage: Eukaryota; Metazoa; Chordata; Ascidiacea; Stolidobranchia; Styelidae
Source: RefSeq, a predicted model, not a curated record